UGACAAAGCAGCUCCAUGCUAAGCACUCAGAGAACUCUUACUUCCGGUCCGGCUUUUUGGGAGAAAAUCAUUUGGAAAAAUUGGGAAAAAUUAUACCAACACUAGCAGACGAAACCAUGAGCUCUUGCUCUGGAACUCAGACGACGCGUUGUGAGUGUCCGCCAGGUCUAAGAUUGGAGAAGACGCCGCAGGCUCCACUCCUCGACAUGCUGGGUCCGCAUCCGGAUGAGGUCAUCAUGACGAUCCUGGACCGCAUCCUCUAUCUAUCGGGCGCCACAAAAAUAAUUCCAAUGCUGGAGUUGGCGAAACAAGUAGGAUCCGCUCUUAAGAACGAAUCUGGUCCUCCACCAGCACCCAGUGCACCAAGCCAUUGCAGCUCCGCCAGCAGCUCGGUUCAACCCUGUUCAUCGGCCUGGAACUCCUGCUACUCCAAGCCGUCGACUAUCUGUUGUCCCAAGUCACCGAGAUGCUGCUCCACUCCAAAAGUUCCUCCAGUGCCCUGCUGUCCUGUGAGUACUCCAAAAUCCUCGUGCAUCAAGAGUCCGAGUCGGCUAAGUGCCGCCUCCUGUUGUCCUCGGCAGCGUACUCCCAGGGUGGAUUUCGAUCACCCGGCGGAGGAUAUUCCGUUAAGAAAAAACGCCGGCAGUGCCACAAUUAAGGAACGAAUGAUUCGAUCCAUUUCCACCUGUUCGCUUGCCUGCCAGCAGCUGAAGGACAAGCUUAAAUCCCAGGAAUCCCAAGGACGCAAGGAUCAAAAGUGGUUGUGGACCCGCUUGGUUCGUGGCAACGAUGGCUGCAUGGUGUACGAGGUUUACAAGGACUCCGAUGCAGACAGAUCUCCCUCCAAUAUCGAAUCGGAGGCACCCAUUAUCCUUUUCCUAGUUAUGCCGAAUGGUUGCAUCAUGCCCUUUGAGUCUAUUUGUGGUCCUUAGGCAGAAAGGAUUUACACAAAUUAUAUGAGUUUUGUGUACUUUUUAGCUUGUGGUCAAUUAAUAAUACACCUUCACCUGUA
Drosophila santomea is the source of this 1012-nucleotide messenger RNA. RefSeq lists its product as uncharacterized. Bases 117 to 932 code for a protein of 271 amino acids. Lineage: Eukaryota; Metazoa; Arthropoda; Insecta; Diptera; Drosophilidae. The transcript is spliced from 2 exons. The record is from RefSeq and is a predicted model, not a curated record.